This is a messenger RNA of Dreissena polymorpha, 2844 nucleotides long. RefSeq lists its product as uncharacterized. Bases 42 to 1106 code for a protein of 354 amino acids. Gene Ontology annotation, molecular function: FMN binding; riboflavin reductase (NADPH) activity. The transcript is spliced from 10 exons. The record is from RefSeq and is a predicted model, not a curated record. NCBI's taxonomy places the organism in Eukaryota, Metazoa, Mollusca, Bivalvia, Myida, Dreissenidae.
UUUGCGACCUUCACCUUACUUGAGACCGAACGUCCGUCAGAAUGAAAUGCACGAUAAAUCUGUUGUCCUCGUGCAAUGGACGGAAUUUUAUACUCAGCUCUGUGACACAUCAAACAAGCGCACGUAUAAAAUGUAACGGAAUAAGACGAUUUGCUUCAAAAGAUGCUGAAGAUAUACUCACCCGUACAGAUCGCCUUCAUCACCAUGAUGAUGACUGUAACACCAGAAAAACAUACAAAUCUAUCAUGCAAAUGGUGCCUCAACCAGUUGUUGUGGUAACAUCCGGAUACCGAGAAGGGGGCAUAUGGCACAAGAAAGGCAUGACCUGUACCUCAUUUACUAGUGUCUCCUUCUCCCCACCUAUCAUAUCCAUCUGCCUGAAAAUACCAAGCAAGUUUCAGACUUUACUGGAAAGGACGAGGCAUUUUGCUGUACACACAUUAGCUAGACAUCAGGUCAGCUAUGGGAUGACAUUUGCCCAGUCUAUCCCAAAAGUUUGCCAGUUCAACAAAAUACCACAUUAUGAAGACAAAGAGGGCUUACCUGUGAUUCUGGGGUGCUCUGGUGUGAUGCAAUGCGAGGCAGAGUCGUUCCAUCAGGUGGGGGACCACAACGUCUGGUACGGGAAAGUGUAUGAGGCCCACAUCGAUGAUAACGUCUCCCUGCCCAUGCUCUACCAGUCCAGAACAUUUCGUUCUGUUGGAGAUGAGAUCUUUAUCCAGUCCUUUGAAGAUGCCACAUUGCCGUUUGAGAACUGGACCCAUGAGGCCCAUCUGAGAAUGGCGUGGAACUACAUACGGGACUACGGCCGGGACAAGGCCAUCCCCAUGAUACGGGAUGGUAUCCAACAUUACAACCAAGUGCACAAGGAUAAAAUUAAAACCGGCUACCAUGAGACCAUCACCAUGUUCUACUGCUUUGUCAUUGAUGAUGCCAUCACGAACGCAAGCAAACCAGGCGACACUUUUGAACGGUUCCUCAAACGUAACGGUCACCUGCUUGACCGCAGCCUCAUGUACAAGUACUACAGUCGGGAACGUUUCUCUGACCCUCAUGCAAAAGAGAAGUUUAUUCUGCCUGACCUGCAGGUGUUACCAGGGAUGUGAGAGAAACAAAGGCCAUAACUUUAGAUCAAUCAUAAUGACUAGUUUCUAAAUAUCUAAGUAUUCAGACACUCUAAAUUGUUCGGACAUAAUCUUUUUUUGGCAAAAGUAAUUAUGUUUGUAACUCUCUGAUUAUACUCCUUUAAUUGACGUUUCGGCAUAAUGCCUUUAUCAACACAUUGGAAAUUAUAUGUUAACUACAUUUUUACGUCUUUUGACUGCACAAUUUAAAUAACAAAGAAAAAUGUUUUUAAACGUCAAAUGACGUUGUACAUGAUGACGUCAUAAAUGGCGUUAUAUAAAAUGGCGCCAAAAAAAUGUAAAAAUUCGCCAAAAAUGAAAUGACGUUAAACACUUACAUAUUGUAUCUUAAUCAUAUGUUAAAUGUGUGCUUUAUAUAUUUAAUAAAUUGAUAUUUUACAAUAAAAUAAUCAUCAUCAUAUGUAAUUAUAAUCUACCUUAACUUAUUAUCAUAAAUUAAAUAGGGUAAACUUAUUUAAUGACUCUUAUUAUUUCAAUCCAUAUCUAUGUAUAAUAUUCUAAUGAUAUUUGAUUAAAUAAUCAUAUAUACUUGCUAUUCUAUAUAUCAUAUACACAUUAUGGACAAGAUAAAUUGCAUAAAGUACUAUUAUUUUUACAUUCAUUUAUGUUGAUGAUUAAUAUAAAAUGUUUUUCACAUAUAUUUUUUACAAGAUAGUUUCCCGUAGCAGGACAUCAAGUUGAUUUUUUGUAUUUAGUCCAUUUGGUGAUUGCGUUUGAAACUUCUUUAUAAAUUCCAAUUCUUUAAUAAGUCUGUAAUAAUGGGAACUGUCUCUUAUUUGUGUUAACACUGAUACACCCAUAUCCUGCACUCUGUGGCCAGCACCAUUGAAAUGUUCUGAGAUUGGUUUCUCUCUUCGUAGUCGCACGUCAGCCUCAUGUUCUUUGGCGUGUUCCUUUAAUGAUCUGCUUGUCUCUCUGACGUAUACCAUCUUUUGGCAUUUAAUACAAAAUAUACCGUACACCAAGUUAUAAAUGUUACAGUUCUGUUUUAUUGCUUCGUUUGGAAUGUCACUUUUUGGGUUGUUAUGAAAACCUCUUUUCAACAUUUUACAGACUAUUCAAUUAGUCUUACACGAUUGUGGUAUUAGUUGAAAACGUUUGUUUAUUUCUUUGUUUGUUUUUCCAUGAACUAAAAUGUCACCGAUAUUCCUAUCUCGUCUGUAUGCAACUAUUGGUACGUCUGGGAAUAUAUUUUUCAUUCUGUCUGAUUUAUAUAGUUUGUCUGUAUGUUUUCGAAUUAUUGAGUGGAUAUUUGGAAGGUUGUUAGAAUAAGUUAUUAUAGCUAGUGGUACUCUCUUGUUGGCUGUUUUAUUUGUUUCUUUCUUCUUAAGUAAGUCUUUCCUAUUUAAAUUAUCAACUCGGGAUAGCUCAUGGUUUACAGUAAUUCGAGCUUGGUAAUACAUCUUGUGGGGUUUGUCAAGUAGUUUUAUCUACCCAGGGAUAUAAACUAACAAUUUAAAAACCUAAUAAGCUCAGACUUGUUCGUUUAGAAGUUUUUGUAUAGAAGACUUUGGACUUUUCUCUGAAAAUCUACAAGCUCUGAUCAAAUUGUUGGGGCAAAGGUCAAUUGUUACUUUAUAUCCCUGCAACCCCUACCUCUGAUUGAAGAAGGGCAGGUGUCUAUUGAUAUUACUUUUAAUAUGAUCCAAGUGUAUUACAGUAUAAACUCAUUUAUGGUUUUGUAUAAAUGUGAGAUGUC